Messenger RNA from Phyllostomus hastatus (greater spear-nosed bat), 10899 nucleotides. It is a transcript of the gene CSMD2, whose product is annotated as CUB and Sushi multiple domains 2. Bases 1 to 10899 code for a protein of 3632 amino acids. The record is from RefSeq and is a predicted model, not a curated record. Lineage: Eukaryota; Metazoa; Chordata; Mammalia; Chiroptera; Phyllostomidae. The transcript is spliced from 70 exons.
AUGCCGCGCUCGCGGGGACGCAAGCAGGGGCGCUGCGGCUGCCCCGUGGGGAGGGCUCCCAGCGAAGCCGGGAUUUCGGCGCUCGUGCCGGGCGCUGGGAGCCGCUGGGGCCGCCCGUCGCUGCCACCAACGCCGCCGCCGCUGCUGCUGUUGCUGGGCUGGGGGCUGCUCAGUGCCUCCGCCGCCGCGGGCCAGAACUGCACGUUCCAACUGCAGGGUCCCAAUGGGACCGUUGAGAGCCCAGGGUUCCCGUACGGCUACCCCAAUUAUGCCAACUGCACGUGGACCAUCACCGCCGAGGACCAGCACAGGAUCCAGCUUGUCUUCCAGUCCUUCGCCCUGGAGGAGGACUUUGAUGUCCUGUCGGUGUUUGAUGGCCCACCGCAGCCGGAGAACCUGCGAACCAGGCUCACAGGCUUUCAGCUGCCAGCCACCAUCGUCAGUGCGGCCACCACCCUCUCUCUGCAUCUCGUCAGUGACUACGCAGUCAGCGCGCAGGGCUUCCACGCCACCUAUGAAGUGCUCCCGAGUCACACGUGUGGGAACCCUGGGCGGUUGCCCAAUGGCGUCCAGCAGGGCUCAACCUUCAACCUGGGAGACAAGGUCCGCUACAGCUGCAACCCCGGCUUCUUCCUGGAGGGCCAUGCCGUGCUCACCUGCCACGCUGGCUCCGAGAACAGUGCCACGUGGGACUUCCCCCUGCCCUCCUGCAGAGCGGACGACGCCUGUGGCGGGACCCUGCGGGGCCAGAGCGGCAUCAUCUCCAGCCCCCACUUCCCCCUGGAGUACCACAACAAUGCCGACUGCACGUGGACUAUUCUGGCCGAGCUGGGAGACACCAUCGCUCUGGUCUUCAUUGACUUCCAGCUGGAGGACGGGUACGACUUUCUGGAAGUCACGGGGACCGAAGGCUCCUCCCUCUGGUUCACUGGAGCCAGCCUCCCAGCCCCUGUCAUCAGCAGCAAGAACUGGCUGCGGCUGCACUUCACCUCGGAUGGCAACCACCGACAGCGCGGCUUCAGCGCCCAGUACCAAGUCAAGAAGCAGAUUGAGUUGAAGUCUCGAGGUGUGAAGCUGAUGCCCAGCAAAGAUAACAACCAGAAGACAUCUGUGUUAACUCAGAUUGGUGUGUCCCAAGGGCAUAAUAUGUGUCCAGACCCUGGCAUCCCCGAAAGGGGCAAAAGACUAGGCUCGGAUUUCAGGUUAGGAUCCAGCGUCCAGUUCACCUGCAACGAGGGCUAUGACCUGCAAGGAUCCAAGCGGAUCACCUGUAUGAAAGUGAGCGACAUGUUUGCGGCCUGGAGCGACCACAGGCCCGUCUGCCGAGCCCGCAUGUGUGAUGCCCACCUUCGGGGCCCCUCAGGCCUCAUCACUUCCCCCAAUUUCCCUAUUCAGUAUGACAACAACGCGCACUGCGUGUGGAUCAUCACGGCUCUCAACCCCGCCAAGGUGAUCAAGCUCGCCUUCGAGGAGUUUGACCUGGAGAGGGGCUACGACACCCUGACGGUCGGGGAUGGCGGGCAGGACGGGGACCAGAAAACGGUCCUCUACGUCCUGACAGGUACGUCGGUCCCAGAUCUCAUUGUCAGCACCCACCACCAAAUGUGGCUCCUCUUCCAGACCGAUGGCAGCGGCAGCUCCCUGGGAUUCAAGGCUUCUUACGAAGAGAUCGAGCAGGGCAGCUGCGGCGACCCCGGCGUUCCUGCCUAUGGCCGGAGGGAAGGCUCUCGCUUUCGCCACGGUGACACACUCAAGUUUGAGUGCCAGCCUGCCUUCGAGCUGGUGGGGCAGAAGGCAAUCACGUGCCAAAAGAAUAACCAGUGGUCGGCUAAGAAGCCAGGCUGCGUGUUUUCCUGCUUCUUCAACUUCACCAGCCCCUCUGGGGUCGUCCUGUCGCCCAACUACCCAGAGGACUACGGCAACCACCUCCACUGUGUCUGGCUCAUCCUGGCCCGGCCCGAGAGCCGCAUCCACCUGGCCUUCAACGACAUCGACGUGGAGCCUCAGUUCGACUUCCUGGUCAUCAAGGAUGGGGCCACUGCUGAGGCCCCCGUCCUGGGCACCUUCUCAGGAAACCAGCUCCCCUCCUCCAUCACCAGCAGCGGCCACGUGGCCCGUCUCGAGUUCCAGACUGACCACUCCACAGGGAAGAGGGGCUUCAACAUCACCUUUACCACCUUCCGACACAACGAGUGCCCGGAUCCCGGCGUCCCGGUGAAUGGCAAACGGUUCGGUGACAGCCUCCAGCUGGGGAGCUCCAUCUCAUUCCUCUGUGACGAAGGCUUCCUCGGGACACAGGGCUCAGAGACCAUCACCUGCAUCCUCAAGGAGGGCAGCGUGGUCUGGAACAGCGCCGUGCUGCGGUGUGAAGCUCCCUGCGGUGGUCACCUGACUUCGCCCAGCGGCACCAUCCUGUCUCCCGGCUGGCCUGGCUUCUACAAGGAUUCUCUGAGCUGUGCCUGGGUGAUCGAAGCCCAGCCAGGCUACCCCAUCAAAAUCACCUUCGACAGAUUUAAAACCGAGGUGAACUACGAUACUCUGGAAGUGCGAGACGGACGGACGUACUCAGCGCCCCUGAUCGGGGUUUACCACGGGACCCAGGUGCCCCAGUUCCUCAUCAGCACCAGCAACUACCUCUACCUCCUCUUCUCCACCGACAAGAGCCACUCCGACAUCGGCUUCCAGCUCCGCUAUGAGACUAUAACACUGCAGUCGGACCACUGUCUGGAUCCAGGGAUCCCCGUAAAUGGGCAGCGUCAUGGAAACGACUUCUAUGUGGGCGCCCUGGUGACUUUCAGCUGCGACUCGGGCUACACGUUGAGUGACGGGGAGCCCCUGGAGUGUGAGCCCAAUUUCCAGUGGAGCCGGGCGCUGCCCAGCUGUGAAGCACUCUGCGGCGGCUUCAUCCAAGGCUCUAGCGGGACCAUCCUGUCGCCAGGGUUCCCGGACUUCUACCCCAACAACUUGAACUGCACCUGGGUUAUCGAAACUUCGCAUGGCAAGGGUGUGUUCUUUACUUUCCACACCUUCCACCUGGAGAGUGGCCAUGACUACCUCCUCAUCACCGAAAAUGGCAGCUUCACCCAGCCCCUGAGACAGCUGACCGGCUCGCGGUUGCCAGCCCCCAUCAGCGCUGGUCUCUAUGGCAACUUCACCGCCCAGGUCCGCUUCAUUUCCGACUUCUCCAUGUCCUAUGAAGGAUUCAACAUCACCUUCUCAGAAUAUGACCUGGAGCCCUGUGAGGAGCCGGAGGUCCCCGCCUACAGCAUCCGGAAGGGCUUGCAGUUUGGUGUAGGCGACACCUUGACCUUCUCCUGCUUCCCCGGGUACCGUCUGGAGGGCACGGCCCGCAUCACGUGCCUGGGGGGCAGACGGCGCCUGUGGAGUUCGCCUCUGCCAAGGUGUGUUGCCGAGUGUGGGAAUUCGGUCACGGGCACUCAGGGCACUUUGCUGUCCCCCAACUUCCCUGUGAACUACAACAACAACCACGAAUGCAUCUACUCCAUCCAGACCCAGCCGGGAAAGGGGAUCCAGCUGAAAGCCAGGGCGUUCGAGCUCUCUGAGGGAGACGUCCUCAAGGUCUAUGAUGGCACCAACAACUCCGCCCGCUUGCUGGGGGUAUUCAGCCGCUCCGAGAUGCUGGGGGUGACUUUGAACAGCACAUCCAGCAGCCUGUGGCUCGACUUCGUCACUGACGCCGAGAACACCAGCAAGGGCUUUGAGCUGCAGUUUUCCAGCUUUGAACUCAUCAGAUGCGAGGACCCAGGAACCCCCCAGUUUGGCUACAAGGUCCAUGACGGAGGCCACUUUGCAGGGAGCUCCGUGUCCUUCAACUGUGACCCUGGAUACAGCCUGCGGGGCAGCGAGGAGCUGCUGUGUCUGAGCGGCGAGCGCAGGACCUGGGACCGGCCUCUCCCCACUUGUGUCGCUGAGUGUGGAGGGACAAUCAAAGGAGAGGCGUCGGGGCAGGUGCUGUCCCCUGGGUACCCAGCUCCGUACGAACACAACCUCAACUGCAUCUGGACCAUCGAGGCUGAUGCUGGCUGCACCAUCGGGCUGCACUUCCUGGUGUUUGACACGGAGGAGGUCCACGACGUGCUGCGCAUCUGGGACGGGCCCGUGGAGAGCGGGGUCCUGCUGAAGGAGCUCAGCGGCCCAGCCCUGCCCAGGGACCUGCACAGCACCUUCAACUCGGUCGUCCUACAGUUCAGCACCGACUUCUUCACCAGCAAGCAGGGCUUUGCCAUUCAGUUCUCAGUGUCCACAGCAACGUCCUGCAAUGACCCCGGGGUCCCACAGAACGGGAGCCGGAGCGGCGACAGUUGGGAAGCUGGCGACUCCACGGUGUUCCAGUGUGACCCUGGCUACGCACUGCAGGGGAGCGCAGAGAUCAGCUGUGUGAAGAUUGAGAACAGGUUCUUCUGGCAGCCCAGCCCACCCACAUGCAUCGCCCCCUGCGGGGGAGACCUGACAGGACCAUCAGGAGUCAUCUUGUCCCCAAAUUACCCAGAACCCUACCCACCAGGCAAGGAGUGUGACUGGAAAGUGACCGUCUCACCAGACUACGUCAUCGCCCUGGUAUUUAACAUCUUUAACUUGGAGCCUGGCUAUGACUUCCUGCAUAUCUACGAUGGACGGGACUCUCUCAGCCCCCUCAUAGGAAGCUUCUACGGCUCCCAGCUCCCGAGCCGCAUUGAGAGCAGCAGCAACAGCCUCUUCCUCGCCUUCCGCAGUGACGCGUCCGUGAGCAAUGCAGGCUUCGUCAUCGACUACACAGAAAACCCACGAGAGUCGUGUUUCGAUCCUGGUUCAAUCAAGAACGGCACACGAGUGGGGUCUGACCUCAAGCUGGGCUCCUCCAUCACCUACUACUGCCAUGGCGGCUAUGAAGUCGAGGGCUCCUCCACACUCACCUGCAUUCUGGGGCCCGACGGGAAGCCUGCCUGGAACAAUCCCCGGCCAGUGUGCACAGCCCCCUGUGGAGGACAGUAUGUGGGUUCAGAUGGAGUGGUCUUGUCCCCCAGCUACCCCCAGAACUACACCAGUGGACAAAUCUGCCUGUAUUUUGUCACCGUGCCUAAGGAUUAUGUGGUGUUUGGGCAGUUCGCCUUCUUCCACACGGCCCUCAACGACGUGGUGGAGGUGCACGACGGCCACAGCCAGCACUCCCGUCUCCUCAGCUCCCUGUCAGGCACCCACACAGGAGAGUCACUGCCCUUGGCCACCUCCAAUCAAGUUCUCAUUAAGUUCAGUGCCAAAGGCCAAGCACCCGCCAGAGGCUUCCACUUUGUCUACCAAGCGGUGCCCCGAACCAGCGCCACGCAGUGCAGCUCUGUGCCGGAACCCCGCUAUGGCAAGAGACUGGGCAGUGACUUCUCUGUGGGGGCCAUCGUCCGCUUCGAAUGCAAUUCCGGCUAUGCCCUGCAGGGGUCCCCAGAAAUCGAGUGCCUCCCUGUUCCGGGGGCCUUGGCCCAGUGGAAUGUCUCAGCGCCAACAUGUGUAGUGCCGUGUGGAGGCAACCUCACGGAGCGCAGGGGCACCAUCCUGUCCCCCGGCUUCCCGGAGCCCUACCUCAACAGCCUCAACUGCGUGUGGAAGAUCGUGGUCCCUGAAGGUGCUGGCAUCCAGAUUCAGGUCAUCAGCUUCGUCACCGAGCAGAACUGGGACUCCUUGGAAGUGUUCGACGGGGCGGACAACACUGUGACUAUGCUGGGGAGCUUCUCAGGAACAACCGUGCCUGCCCUUCUGAACAGCACCUCCAACCAGCUGUACCUUCACUUCUACUCAGAUAUCAGCGUGUCAGCAGCCGGCUUCCACCUGGAGUACAAAACCGUGGGCCUGAGCAGUUGUCCGGAACCUGCCGUGCCCAGUAACGGGGUGAAGACUGGCGAGCGCUACCUGGUGAAUGAUGUGGUCUCUUUCCAGUGCGAGCCAGGCUAUGCCCUUCAGGGCCACGCCCACAUCUCCUGCAUGCCCGGAACCGUGCGGCGCUGGAACUACCCGCCUCCUCUGUGUAUUGCGCAGUGCGGGGGAACAGUGAAGGAGAUGGAGGGAGUGAUCCUGAGCCCCGGCUUCCCGGGCAACUACCCCAGCAACAUGGACUGCUCGUGGAAAAUCGCGCUCCCCGUGGGCUUCGGAGCUCACAUCCAGUUCCUGAACUUCUCCACCGAGCCCAACCACGACUUCAUAGAAAUUCGCAACGGCCCCUAUGAGACCAGCCGCAUGAUGGGCAGAUUCAGUGGGAGCGAGCUUCCAAGCUCCCUGCUCUCCACGUCCCACGAGACCACUGUGUAUUUUCACAGCGACCACUCCCAGAACCGGCCGGGAUUCAAGCUGGAGUAUCAAGCCUAUGAACUUCAAGAGUGCCCAGACCCAGAACCCUUUGCCAAUGGCAUGGUGAGGGGAGCUGGCUACAACGUCGGGCAAUCAGUGACCUUUGAGUGCCUCCCAGGAUAUCAGUUGAUGGGCCAACCUGUCCUCACAUGUCAACAUGGCGCCAACCGGAACUGGGACCACCCUCUGCCCAGGUGUGAAGUCCCCUGUGGUGGGAACAUCACCUCUCCCAAUGGCACUGUGUAUUCCCCUGGCUUCCCCAGUCCAUACUCCAGCUCCCAGGAUUGUGUCUGGCUGAUCACCGUACCCAUUGGCCAUGGCAUCCACCUCAACCUCAGCAUGCUGCAGACAGAGCCUUCUGGAGACUACAUCACCGUCUGGGAUGGGCCCCAGCAGACAGCUUCAAAGCUUGGAGUUUUCACCAGGAGCUUGGCCAAGAAAACAUUGCACAGCUCAACCAACCAGGUUCUGCUCAAGUUCCACCGAGAUGCAGCCAUGGGUGGGAUCUUCGCCAUAGCCUUCUCUGCUUAUCCACUCACCAAGUGCCCUCCUCCCACCAUCCUCCCCAAUGCGGAAGUCGUCACAGAGAAUGAAGAAUUCAACAUAGGUGACAUCGUGCGCUACAGGUGCCUCCCUGGCUUUACCUUGGUGGGGAGCGAAAUCCUGACCUGCAAACUCGGAACUUACCUGCAGUUUGAAGGCCCACCCCCAAUAUGUGAAGUGCACUGCCCCACGAAUGAGCUUCUGACAGACUCCACAGGUGUGAUCCUGAGUCAGAGCUACCCUGGCAGCUACCCCCAGUUCCAGACCUGCUCUUGGCUGGUGAGAGCGGAGCCCGGCUAUAACAUCUCCAUCACGGUGGAGUACUUUCUCAGCGAGAAGCAGUAUGAUGAGUUUGAGAUCUUUGAUGGUCCCUCGGGACAGAGUCCUCUGCUGAAAGCUCUCAGUGGGAAUUACUCGGCUCCCCUGGUUGUCACCAGCACCAGCAACUCUGUGUACCUGCGCUGGUCGUCGGACCAUGCCUACAAUCGGAAGGGAUUUAAGAUUCGGUAUUCAGCUCCCUACUGCAGCCUGCCCAGGGCUCCACUCCACGGCUUCCUUCUGGGCCAGACCAGCACCCAGCCCGGAGGCUCCAUCCACUUUGGCUGCAAUGCUGGCUACCGCCUGGUGGGACAGAGCAUGGCCAUUUGUACACGGCAUCCCCAGGGCUACUACCUGUGGAGCGAGGCCAUUCCUCUCUGUCAAGCUCUUUCCUGUGGGCUUCCUGAGGCUCCUAAGAACGGAAUGGUGUUUGGCAAAGAGUACACGGUGGGGACCAAAGCCGUGUACAGCUGCAACGAAGGCUACCAUCUGCAGGCAGGUGCUGAAGCCACCGCAGAGUGCCUGGAGACGGGCCUGUGGAGCAACCGCAAUGUUCCUCCCCAGUGUGUCCCCGUGACCUGUCCUGACAUCAGCGGCGUCAGUGUGGAGCACGGCCGAUGGAGGCUUAUCUUUGAGACACAGUACCAGUUCCAGGCCCAGCUGAUGCUCAUCUGUGACGCUGGUUACUACUAUACUGGCCAGAGGGUCAUCCGCUGUCAGGCCAAUGGCAAAUGGAGCCUCGGAAACUCUAUGCCCACCUGCCAAAUCAUCUCCUGCGGCGAGCUGCCCAUCCCGCCCAGCGGGCACCGCAUCGGAACGCUGUCCGUCUAUGGGGCCACGGCCAUCUUCUCCUGCAAUUCCGGGUACACGCUGGUGGGCUCCCGGGUGAGGGAGUGCAUGGCCAACGGACUCUGGAGUGGCUCUGAGGUCCGCUGCCUCGGUGACCCCGCCUCACUUUCUGCAAACUCCUCCUUGAUUUACACUCUUUUCUCGUCCCCCAUCAAAGCCGGACACUGCGGGACUCCCGAGCCCAUUGUCAAUGGACACAUCAACGGGGAGAACUAUAGUUACCGGGGCAGCGUGGUGUAUCAGUGCAACGCCGGCUUCCGCCUGAUCGGCAUGUCCGUGCGCAUCUGCCAGCAGGAUCACCUCUGGUCGGGCAAGACCCCUUUCUGUGUGCCAAUUACCUGUGGACACCCAGGCAAUCCAAUCAAUGGCCUCACUCAGGGCAACCAGUUUAACCUCAACGAUGUGGUCAAGUUCGUUUGCAACCCUGGAUACAUGUCUGAGGGCGCCUCUAGGUCCCAGUGCCUGGCCAACGGGCAGUGGAGCGACAUGCUGCCCACCUGCAGGAUCAUCAACUGCACAGACCCCGGGCACCAAGAGAACAGCAUCCGUCAGGUCCAUGCCAGUGGCCCGCACAGGUUCAGCUACGGCACCAUGGUGUCUUACCAGUGCAACCACGGCUUCUACCUCUUGGGCACCCCGGUGCUCAGCUGCCAGGGCGACGGCACGUGGGACCGCCCCCGCCCCCAGUGUCUCUUGGUAUCCUGUGGCCAUCCCGGCUCCCCACCCCAUUCCCAGAUGUCCGGGGACAACUAUACCGUGGGCGCGGUCGUGCGGUACAGCUGCACCGGCAAGCGGACUCUGGUGGGAAAUGCCACCCGCAUGUGUGGGCUGGACGGGCACUGGACAGGCUCCCUGCCCCACUGCUCAGGCACCAGCGUGGGACUCUGCGGUGACCCCGGGAUCCCGGCGCACGGCAUCCGUCUGGGGGACAGCUUUGCCCCCGGAAGUCUGAUGCGCUUCAGCUGCGAAGCUGGCUACGCGCUCCGCGGAUCCUCAGAGCGGACCUGCCAGGCCGACGGCUCGUGGAGCGGGACGCAGCCUGAGUGUGGAGUGAUCUCUUGUGGGAACCCCGGGACUCCGAGCAAUGCCCGAGUGGUGUUCAGUGACGGCCUGGUUUUCUCCAGCUCCGUGGUCUAUGAGUGUCGGGAAGGCUACUACGCCACAGGCCUGCUCAGCCGGCACUGCUCGGUCAACGGCACCUGGACAGGCAGUGAGCCGGAGUGCACAGUCAUAAACUGCGGCGACCCUGGGAUUCCGGCCAGUGGCCUCCGGCUGGGCAAUGACUUCCGGUACAACAAAACCGUGACAUACCAGUGCGUCCCUGGCUACAUGAUGGAGUCACACAGGGUGUCCGUGCUGAGCUGCACCAAGGACCGGACAUGGAAUGGUACCAAGCCUGUCUGCAAAGCCAUCAUGUGCAAACCGCCACAGCUCAUCCCCAACGGGAAGGUGGUGGGGUCCGACUUCAAGUGGGGCUCAAGCGUGACGUACGCCUGCCUGGAGGGGUACCAGCUGUCCCUGCCCGCGGUGCUCACCUGUGAGGGCAACGGAUCCUGGACCGGAGAGCUGCCUCAGUGUUUCCCCGUGUUCUGCGGAGACCCAGGCGUCCCGCCCCGUGGGAGGAGAGAGGACCGCGGCUUCUCCUACAGGUCAUCCGUCUCCUUCUCCUGCCAGCCCCCUCUGGUGCUGGUAGGCUCUCCACGCAGGUUCUGCCAGUCAGACGGGACGUGGAGUGGCACCCAGCCCAGCUGCAUAGACCCAACCCUGACCGUGUGCGCAGACCCUGGCAUGCCACAGUUCGGGAUACAGAACAGCUCCCAGGGAUACCAGGGGUACCAGGUUGGGAGCACAGUGCUCUUCCGCUGUCAGAAAGGUUACCUGCUUCAGGGCUCCACCACCAGGACCUGCCUCCCCAACCUGACCUGGAGCGGAACCCUGCCCGACUGUGUCCCCCACCACUGCAGGCAGCCAGAGACGCCGACCCAUGCCAACGUCGGGGCUCUGGACCUGCCCUCCAUGGGCUACACGCUCAUCUACUCCUGCCAGGAGGGCUUCUCCCUCAAGGGAGGCUCCGAGCACCGCACCUGCAAAGCAGAUGGCAGCUGGACCGGCAAACCGCCCAUCUGCCUGGAGGUCCGGCCCAGUGGGAGGCCCAUCAACACUGCCCGGGAGCCGCCACUCACCCAAGCCUCAGUGCCCGGGGAUGUUUUUGCCAAGAACUCCCUAUGGAAAGGGGCCUAUGAGUACCAGGGGAAGAAGCAACCGGCGAUGCUCAAAGUGACUGGCUUCCAGGCUGUCCACAGCAAGGUCAACGCCACCAUGAUUGACCACAGCGGCGUGGAGCUGCACUUGGCUGGAAUUUACAAGAAAGAAGAUUUCCAUCUCCUACUCCAGGUUUACCAAAUUACAGGGCCGGUGGAGAUCUUUGUGAAUAAGUUCAGAGACGAUCACUGGGCCCUGGAUGGGCACGUCUCCUCAGAGUCUUCUGGAGGCACCUUCAUCUACCAAGGCUCCGUCAAGGGCCAUGGCUUUGGGCAGUUCGGCUUUCAAAGACUUGACCUCAGGCUGCUGGAGUCAGACCCUGAGUCCAUCGGCCGCCACUUUGCUUCCAACAGCAGCUCGGUGGCAGCCGCAAUCCUGGUGCCUUUCAUUGCCCUCAUCAUCGCAGGCUUCGUGCUCUAUCUCUACAAACACAGGAGAAGACCCAAAGUUCCAUUCAAUGGCUAUGCUGGCCACGAGAACACAAAUGUUCGGGCCACCUUUGAGAACCCCAUGUACGACCGCAACAUCCAGCCCACAGACAUCAUGGCCACCGAGGCGGAGUUCACAGUCAGCACGGUGUGCACGGCGGUAUAG